Messenger RNA from Gossypium raimondii (Peruvian cotton), 1290 nucleotides. RefSeq lists its product as uncharacterized. The record is from RefSeq and is a predicted model, not a curated record. The transcript is spliced from 6 exons. Bases 198 to 812 code for a protein of 204 amino acids. NCBI's taxonomy places the organism in Eukaryota, Viridiplantae, Streptophyta, Magnoliopsida, Malvales, Malvaceae.
UAGCAACAGAAAUGGAUGGUUUUAAAAAAGAAGAGGUGCCAUAAUAGUUUUAAAUUUUCAUUUCUAAAAGGCUAAAAGCAGAGCAAUUCGAGAAACCUUUUCUCAGUUUUCGUUCUCAAAAACUUUUGGUGGUUGUACCUUUAUCUAAACUCGGUGAAAUCAAAUAACUCGUUAGAGUUAACUCCAUCGAAUGAACUAUGCUGCGAUUAAGAAGCAGAGGCACCUCCUUUCUGGGUUCAGUAGAUGUUCCCAGUUUGAAGCGAAAAGCCCUUAAUUCUUGGGCUGCUGUUCAAGAUACCUACUUCUCCACCAAGGAUACAUUUGAGAGGCAUAAGGUGGUAUUUACAGUAGGAACUUCUAUAGCUUCGGUUGCUACUGCAUGGUUUGGAUACUCUUUACGGCAUUAUCAUGAAUCAAAAGUAGAUCAAAGGCUUGAAUCAAUUGAGAACACCAUGAGAAACAGUCAUCAUCUCGAGCAUGCAGACUUCAAAAAACUUGUUGACCCAGGACAUUCCAGAGCUGCUGCUUGGGUUGCCACGGCUGGUACUGCUCUCAUUGUUGGAUAUGGCUUGGGUUGGCGAGGUGGAACGUGGUAUGCAAAUAGAAAGUUCGGAAGGGAGCAGUUGAAACUACUAGGGCAGAUAAAACCUAAAAGGUGGCAAUUGCUCGGACAAAUGAAACCUCGAGGUUGGCAAUUCCGUUUCCUUAGAUCAUCACCAAGAUGCCGAGGGCCAGAAAGUGCUUCAAAAACAUCUGGAACAAUGCUAAAGAGCGCUCCCACCUCAUGUGAAUCCGUGGAAUCCCAUCAAUAAUAUUAAACUUAAUAGUUGCUGCUGCUGCAUUCUCGGAUCAAAUUUAGUUCCCUUUAGUUUUGCUUUUAUGUUGGAAAGAUUUUGCUUUGAGCUUUUGGUUUCACUCCAGGAUUGGAUGUAAUCGGUGCAGUUGUUGCUGUUUUUUUUAGCAAAAUUGCUCUGUUCCAUUGCCCCUUUCAGAACUAAACAUAGGCUGAGAUCAAGUCAAGCAAGGAGAGUGGCAGUGCCAAAAGAGGUUAAAUGGAUUAGUUAAUCAUAUAAAUUCUAUUUGUCCAAGCAUCGGUUGGUCCGGUUUGAAUCACUCUAAUAAAUUUUUUUUGUUUAAGUUUAAUUAUAAAAAUAUAUAAAUACUAGUAUAAAAAUAAUUCUAAUAAAUAUUUUAUUACUUAUGAAUUGUAUUGGGUCUUGGAUCCCAUUAUGUGAGAAUGCCCAUUAUGCACUCUGCCCUUUAGUGAGAAGAAAGAAGCUUUUUUACUUA